Tachysurus fulvidraco (yellow catfish) is the source of this 1926-nucleotide messenger RNA. It is a transcript of the gene rgn, whose product is annotated as regucalcin. The transcript has 7 exons. Gene Ontology annotation, biological process: L-ascorbic acid biosynthetic process. The coding region runs from base 168 to 1067 and encodes 299 amino acids. Gene Ontology annotation, molecular function: gluconolactonase activity; enzyme regulator activity; calcium ion binding. Lineage: Eukaryota; Metazoa; Chordata; Actinopteri; Siluriformes; Bagridae. The record is from RefSeq and is a predicted model, not a curated record.
GCAGUUUUUCUGAGCUACCAGCAGAUGGCGCUCGUCUCACCGUCGCGUCACGUGUUCAUCGACAAACUUUACAGCAGUCAUACAAACAAACCCAGAGACUCACAGACAUUUUUUAACAUCGACUGGACAACAACGAACAGCCUUUUUACACCUGCUGCUGUGAGGAUAUGGCAACCCUUAAAGUCGAGUGUGUGGUGAAGGAGCAGAAUGAGAUUGGAGAAGGUCCAGUCUGGGAGGAGAAAGAUGGCUGUCUGUUAUAUGUUGACAUCUAUGGCCCAAAGAUCAACAGGUGGAACUCACUGACCAAUCAGAUAGACAGUAUGUGUACAGAGUCGUACGUGGGCUGCGUCGUUCCUCGGAGGUCUGGAGGGUAUGUGAUCGGAGAGGGGACGCGCUUUGCUGCUGUAGACUGGGAGAAGCGAGCCAUCACGACCAUCACUAAAGUGGACACAGAGAAGACCAACACCCGCUUUAAUGAUGGGAAGGUGGAUCCUGCCGGCAGGUUUUUUGCAGGCACCAUGGCGGUUGAGGUGCGUCCUGCUGAGCUGGAGAGGAAACAGGGCUCGCUGUAUAGCCUGCUCCCCGAUCACUCCGUCAUCAAACACUUUGACCAGGUGGACCUCUCUAACGGUUUGGACUGGUCUCCAGAUCACCGCUUCUUCUACUAUGUAGACAGUCUGACGUACAUGGUGGAGGCCUUCGAUUACGAUAUACACACCGGAGGAGUAGCUAAUCGCAGAAUGGUGUACAGACUUGAGAAAGAUGAAGGUAUUCCUGAUGGCAUGUGCAUUGAUGCGGAAGGGAAACUAUGGCUGGCCUGCUACAAUGGGGGCAGAGUUCUGCGUAUCGACCCUCUGACAGGGACCAGGCUUCAAACGGUGAAAAUGCCAGUUGCUAAAAUCACCUCCUGUUGUUUUGGAGGCAAAGAUUACACAGAUCUCUACGUCACCUCUGCGUGUAAAGGCAUGGACGAGGAAUCGCUCACCAAACAGCCCCAAGCCGGCUGCAUUUUUAAGGUCUCUGGCUUAGGAGUAAAGGGAAUUCCUCCAAAUUCAUUUUCCGGUUAAAGCACCAGAGAAUCUCUGCAUUUGGUGAAAUACACACACGGGAUUGUGGUGAUUGUGUCCGCUUGACAGUUCUGCAUUGACAUAUUGAUUUAAUAAUGAUCUGAAAUCACGAGACUGAAUUAAGCAGCUUUUUGUGGUCCAUCAUGACAUCUCGGUCAGGACUUCAGAAUCAAGGGCUUUGUGACGAAAUCAAUUGGCAACAAUGCUUGACAUAAUUGAAGUGAAUAAUAUAAUAAUUAAAAUAAUUAAUGGAUGUAAUGAGAACUAACACAUCUGCUGUUGCGAUGAUAAAAAAAAUCCUGAUGACUUAUGACAAGAAAAUGAGUUUAACAUCAUGUGCAUCUAAAAAGUUUAUACCCUUCAUUUAAAUGUUCCAUGUAGCCCAUGUUCUUUUCAUUCAUGCAUCUUAAGUAAUGAAUCCUAUCCCACUAUCCUGACUCUGUUUUUAUCCCGUUAUACUGGGAACACUGGAACGCACACAAGGCAGGAACACCUUGUGUAUGGUUCACUGUUGUUUUUGGAAGUUGGGUGGAAACCGGAGAACCCAGAGGAAAUCAUGGACAUCGAUAAACCUCUCUGAGCUCUGGAAUGAGGAAUCGCAGACCCUCAAGAUGUGAAUUUGCAACACUAUCUGUGCCAACAUGCCUCCUCUAAGUUGUUUUUAAUCAUUUUAUAUUUUCAUAUUGUUGAUGUAUACCAUUUUUUUAUUAUUUCUAUUUGGUCAUCUGGUGAAUCAUUUCCAGGGUAUUAAACAUUAACAGAUGAGUACAUGCAUCAACCUUAAUCAUUGUUGGCUGUUUGGUGAAAUAGAUUUAAUUAAAUAAGCAAAAAAAUUAAAAGUAAAUACCCCAGUCUUUCA